AUGAUGCAUCGUCGGCCAGUCUGCAGGCUAUUGCGUCGGGCUGAAUGGUCGAAUUCAGUCUACCGAACACCCUCUUUAACAGCGCUUACAGUUCGACGGACCUUACGGUCCUCCGCAACACACUGGAACUCGUCAGACCCAUCAGCCGGGAAAGAUGACGGCGCUGUUUCAAAUCAAGCUCCGGCGAAGCCCAAGUUCGGCAGCCGAUGGGGCCCUAAACAAGCUACGCCAUCGGGGGGCUUGAGUUUCGCAGAACAAGCGAUGCGCCAAACCCUUGUCGCCAACAGCCAACCGCCCCCAGCACCUGCGCCAUUGCAGCGGAGUCGCGAACAGACAAACCAGCAGAGGAAACCAUUCGUGCGGCGCGCGGGCCCUCGGGAUAAUCAGGGAUACAUGGGAUCAAGAGAAACCCCACGGAAUCAGGAGAGGAACCCGUUUGAAGAAGGGAAUUCAGGUGGCCACAUGAGGUGGUCAAGAGAUACUCCACGGAAUCAGGGGAGGAGCUCGUCCUUCCAAGAAAGAAACCCGUUUGAAACAGACAACGCAGGAGGCUACUCAAGGUGGCCAAGAGGAACUUCGCGGAACGAGGAACGGAACUCUCCCACUCAAGAGAGAACCCCAUUUGAAAAAGAUAAUCCAAGUGGAUACAUGAGGCGAUCAAGAGAGCCCUCACGUUAUCAGGAGAGAAAUCAGUCUAUCCGAGAAUCCGCAUUUGAAGAUAACCCAUUUGCGCCCGAAAGGACACCAAACAGAUUCCAGGCCCAGUACCAGAGCAGGGCUACUAGGGACCAUCCACUGGCACACGAUGACUGGAAAUGCCCUGAGUGCAUGGCACAUGUUUUUGCCACAAAGAAAGUGUGUCCAUUCUGCAAAACCUCUCGACCCGGCGACGCCCAGCCAAAGCCCCGAACGACCAGACAGUUUAACGAUUCUCCCGGACCUUCACAAUUCAAACAGUCCCGACCCCCUUCUGAUUAUAAUAGGAAGUUCCAGCGAUUAGGGGAUUCGGUUUUAUCGGAGUUGGAACAAGACGUUCCGCCGAAUACAGCUGAAACCACAAAGCGCGAUUCAGAGCAAUCUGACCAACCCCAGACAAAGGAGGGAACUGAAGAUUUCAAGAAGAACCAGUGGACUUGGGAUAUGUCUGCGCUGGAGCAGCUGGAAAACCUAGAGGCACAAGAACAACAGCAGCCAUCGAAGCCUAUGAAGCGUCGUGAUGGACGCAAGGGACGCCAGAACGAGGAUUCUGAUGGGGCUGAGGCCGACUUCGACUCGGAAGAUCGCGAGCGCCUCCGCAGAGAGCGGAGACGCCUACAGAAAGAAAAGGAGGCCAUGAAGGCUGCGAAGAAGGCCGCCGCGCUGGCAGCACCGGCUCCCCUCUACCUGCCCGAAUUCAUCAGUGUCAGUAACUUGGCCGACGUCAUCGGCGUGCGGCCGGCGCAGUUUGUGCAGCGAAUGGAGGAGAUGGGUUUCGAGGAAAUCACGUAUAGGGAUGUUCUUGAUGCAGAAACUGCCGGAUUGGUGGCAGCUGAGUUCAACUAUGAGGCUAUCUUCGACAGCGGCAAGGCAGAUCUACACGCUGCCCCUGAACUAGAGGACACAUCUGAUCUGCCACCUCGACCACCUGUGGUUACUAUUAUGGGUCACGUUGAUCAUGGUAAAACUACAAUCCUGGAUUGGCUGCGCAAGUCAUCUGUGGCAGCAUCUGAACAUGGUGGUAUCACCCAGCACAUUGGUGCAUUCUCCGUAAUGAUGCCUUCUGGAAAAGCCAUUACCUUCCUUGAUACCCCCGGCCAUUCUGCAUUCUUGGAAAUGCGUCGUCGAGGUGCCGACGUGACUGAUAUUGUGGUACUUGUGGUUGCCGCAGACGACAGUGUCAAGCCGCAAACUAUCGAGGCUAUCAAGCACGCUACCCAAGCCAAGGUUCCUGUCAUUGUCGCCAUCAGCAAAAUUGACAAGGAGGGCAACAACCCUGACCGAGUCAAGGGUGACCUUUCUGUUCAUGGUAUCCAUGUGGAAGACUAUGGAGGUGACGUUCAGGCCAUCGGUGUCAGCGGCAAGACCGGACAAGGAAUGGUUGAACUGGAAGAAGCCAUCGUUGCGCUCUCAGAAAUGCUCGACCACCGCGCAUCCACCACUUGUAACGUCGAAGGCUGGGUCAUCGAGGCUUCUACAAAGAGUUAUGGCCGUGUAGCAUCCGCUCUCAUCCGACGUGGAACCCUGCGGCCAGGCGAUAUCAUUGUUGCUGGCACCGCGUGGGCUCGUGUCCGCACCCUCCGCAAUGAAGCCGGUAUGACCAUCCCCGAAGCCACACCUGGAAUGCCCGUCGAGAUCGAUGGUUGGAGAGAGCAGCCAGGUGCUGGCACCGAGCUCCUACAGGCACCCAACGAGCAGAAAGCCAAGGACGUCGUGGAUUACCGCUUGGAGAGAUCCGAUACCCAGAAGAUGGGUGUCGAUAUGGUUGCCAUCAAUGAAGCUCGUCGUGACCUUCUCGAGAAGCGCAGGCGCGAGAAAGAAGAGGAAGAAACAGUAAAGGAAGUCGAACCAACCGGUCCCAAGUCGGUCAAUUUCAUCCUGAAGGGCGAUGUGGACGGCUCAGUGGAGGCGGUCUUAAACUCCGUUGCGGCAGUCGGUAACAACGAAGUCUUUGCCAAUAUCAUCCGUUCGGGUGUUGGCCCUGUCAGUGAAUUCGAUAUCGAACAUGCUGGCAGUGCCAAGGGCAAGAUCAUCUCAUUCAACCAGGCCAUUGAUCCUAAUAUCAUGCGUAUCGCAGAGUCAGAGGGUGUUGAAAUUCUGGACCACAACAUCAUUUACAAACUGAUUGAUGACAUCAAGUCCAUUCUGAGUGAAAAGCUGCCUCCAACGAUCACUAUGCGUGUGACUGGAGAAGCCGAGAUCCAGCAGGUCUUCGAGAUCACUGUCAAGGGACGUGAAAAGACAGCCAUUGCUGGAAGUCGUGUGCGUAACGGCCUGAUCAACAAAACCCGUAAGGUCAGGGUGCUUCGCGGGGAUGAGAUAGUCUACGAUGGCACAAUGGUUUCGCUCAAGAACGUCAAGAAAGACGUCAUUGAAAUGCGCAAAGACACAGAAUGUGGUAUCGCUUUCGAAAACUGGACAGAUUUCGCUAUUGGUGACCACAUUCAGUGCUACGAAGAGAUCUCUGAGAAGCGCUAUCUGUGA
Penicillium griseofulvum is the source of this 3180-nucleotide messenger RNA. RefSeq names its product translation initiation factor 2. Gene Ontology annotation, biological process: translational initiation. Lineage: Eukaryota; Fungi; Ascomycota; Eurotiomycetes; Eurotiales; Aspergillaceae. The transcript has 3 exons. Gene Ontology annotation, molecular function: translation initiation factor activity; GTPase activity; GTP binding. The coding region runs from base 1 to 3180 and encodes 1059 amino acids. The record is from RefSeq and is a predicted model, not a curated record.